This is a messenger RNA of Cannabis sativa, 540 nucleotides long. RefSeq names its product PLASMODESMATA CALLOSE-BINDING PROTEIN 4-like. The transcript has a single exon. The coding region runs from base 1 to 540 and encodes 179 amino acids. The record is from RefSeq and is a predicted model, not a curated record. Lineage: Eukaryota; Viridiplantae; Streptophyta; Magnoliopsida; Rosales; Cannabaceae.
AUGGAGUCACUGAAGGCUACCAUGACAACUCCUAGUGUUGCUCAAAGUCAGUUUCGAGUUCCAAUUACACCAAUGUCAUCGCUAGACUCAACUCCUAUAAGAAUAGAGACCCAAACCUCUGAUCAACAAACACUCGGAGGGACAUCGACUCCAACGUUAGGAAGUCAUUUUGUCGUAGGAGGUUAUCAACCUCAACAAUCUGAACAUACUGAUGUGCAAACAGAUGGGACAAACUGUGGAGUUCUAAUGACCAACAAUGUGGCCUCCGACCUACCUACGGUCAGUCUCCCUACAACUGGCCUGCCUACGGUCAGCCUUCCUACAACUGGCCUGCCUGCGGUCAGCCCUCCUAAAAUUGGCCUACCUGCAGUUAGCCUUCCUACAACUGGUCUGCCUACGGUCAGCCUUCCUACAAUUGGCCUGCCUACAAUCAGCCUCCCAGCAACUAGCAACUUGGGGGUUGGCAUUACAACGUUUGAUCCUCCGACGACUAGCAACUUGGUGCUUGUCACUAAACUAUUCACUUAUAAAAGUAAUUAA